Molecule: messenger RNA, 940 nt
Organism: Mustela lutreola (European mink)
Lineage: Eukaryota; Metazoa; Chordata; Mammalia; Carnivora; Mustelidae
Gene: BUD31
Product: BUD31 homolog
Exons: 6
Coding region: 313-747 (144 amino acids)
Biological process (GO): mRNA splicing, via spliceosome
Cellular component (GO): nucleus; spliceosomal complex
Source: RefSeq, a predicted model, not a curated record
UGUAAAAUUCUAUACAGGCAAAACUGCGGACACCUAAGAUGACGCAAUCUCCGCGCGAGGUGGGGCGGGGCUCCGCGAGGACCUCACCCUGGAGACAUCACCUGGGAAGCGGAAGCCGUCUGUAGAGAGGUGGAGGGUGAGGGUGACGGUGUUUCGGACAAGACCUGAAAGGGAAGGGAUCUCCUCAGAGUCACAGAGUAAUUGGUAGAGUUGGUCAGGAACCUAAGCCUGUAACUGAAGAGACCAGAGGUCUUUCUGUUAGACUUCUUGGGAAGAGACGGUAAGUUCUUCGCAAAUUAUCUUGUAGAAAAAAUGCCCAAAGUGAAAAGGAGUCGGAAAGCUCCCCCAGAUGGUUGGGAGUUGAUCGAACCAACACUGGAUGAAUUAGAUCAGAAGAUGAGAGAAGCUGAAACAGAACCUCACGAGGGAAAGAGGAAAGUGGAAUCUCUGUGGCCUAUCUUCAGGAUCCAUCACCAAAAAACGCGGUAUAUUUUUGACCUCUUUUACAAGAGGAAAGCCAUAAGCAGAGAACUCUACGAAUAUUGCAUUAAAGAAGGCUACGCAGAUAAAAAUCUGAUAGCAAAAUGGAAGAAGCAGGGCUAUGAGAACUUAUGCUGUCUGCGCUGCAUUCAGACCCGGGACACCAAUUUUGGAACAAACUGCAUUUGCCGGGUCCCCAAAAGCAAGCUGGAAGUGGGCCGAAUCAUCGAGUGCACACACUGCGGCUGCCGGGGCUGCUCCGGCUGAGGCCCUCAGGCCCUGACCCCUCCACCCUGAACUUUGGACUUCAUGGGUUUCUGCCUGUCGCGCCACCCCCUUUCCUGGGAGCAGCUCUUCUCGCAGAGCAGUGCUCCUGGUCUGAGUUGGAGCACGGUCUCUACGUGUAAAGGCUUUGGUGUUUCUCAGCUGUGAUUUGUAGAAAUAAAAUUUUUAAACCUUC